GUGAUUUUAGUGAAUGUCACUUUUUGUCAUUUCCCGCCGUUCCUCCCCCCGUACAUCCCGAUGCUCGCAGGGGACGGAACCCAGAAGACAGAUGCCAGCAUCUGCCAGAUUACAUUGCCGGGGACACUGCAGGAGGGACAUCGCGGGAGCGCAGGACAAGGUAAGUGAUCGAGGGAUCCCGGAGCAGCGCUGCAUGGUAUUCCCGAGUGUAGCUCGGGGUCACCGCUUGUGGUACUGAAACUUUACCCCGAGCUACACUCGGAAAUAUCGCCAGGGAGGUUAAACAAAUAUACUGAAGGAGUAAAAACACAAAGGGGGAGAUUUACUAAAACUGGUGCAGCUGUGCAUAUUAACCAAUCAGCUUCCAACAUCAGCUUGUUCAAUUAAGCUUUGACAAUAAAACCUAGAAGCUGAUUGGUUGCUAU
Staurois parvus is the source of this 425-nucleotide messenger RNA. Lineage: Eukaryota; Metazoa; Chordata; Amphibia; Anura; Ranidae. The record is from the annotation of a GenBank genome assembly.